This is a messenger RNA of Glycine soja, 2805 nucleotides long. RefSeq names its product F-box protein At5g39450-like. The transcript is spliced from 2 exons. Gene Ontology annotation, molecular function: protein binding. Lineage: Eukaryota; Viridiplantae; Streptophyta; Magnoliopsida; Fabales; Fabaceae. The coding region runs from base 512 to 2410 and encodes 632 amino acids. The record is from RefSeq and is a predicted model, not a curated record.
AACUUUCUUGGGUCUUGGCAUCUACUUUAAGCUUUGCUACUCAACAUUAGUUGGGAAUUGGGUGUGUCACAGAGAGAAAUAAAGAAACCGAGAAAAGACAGCGAUGCAACCAACGCUCCCUCUCCUCCUUGUACGCUUUCACACACAUCCCUACCUUCUUCAUCCUCGUUCGACAAUCUUUUGAACAAACCCUUCUUUCUUCUCAUCAUCGCCUUUUCUUUUCCACCGCCACUUUUUUUUUUUUUCAAUUCGCUUCAUUUCUGGCAAACUGUCUCUGUCACACACCCAAUAAUUGAACUCACCGAACCAAACCCCUCUCUCUCAAUCACCGAACAGCAAUUUCUUCACUCUACUCCUUUCAAGUUUAGGGCUUUUCCCACGUGCUGCCCCAAGAACACUGAUUUCCAGGGUUUGUUCUUCCCCCACCCAACCCUUUUCGUUUUUCUCUAUUUCUAAUCAUGGGUAUGCGCUGAAGUGUGGAAAUUUUUAAUUUUUAUUUUCUCGGAUCGGCAUGGAACCCGAACAUCAUGAUUCUUCGAACAUGCUUUUGUUUCUUCCCGAUGAUGUUUUCGCCAUCGUUUCUCGGUUCAUGUCGCCGAGAGAUGUGUGCAAUCUUUGCCUAUGCUGCAAGAGCUUAAACGCUCUUGUGGCAUCCGAGAAACUCUGGCUCACGCAAUGUGACUUAUUGAGCACAGUGCCUCACAAGGACCUUGUGGAAUGGAGAAAGGGUGUGGCUUCUUACAAAGCGCUUUGUCGUUUUCUGAUGAGUGUGAAACCUUUGAUUGGAAUAUGGGUUCAUCAAAAUCCUGAGCUUGGGAACGUGGUGUAUGUGAUGCCGGGUUUUGUUUCUGUUGUUGGGUGCAGGAUAAUCCCUCAGGAGCUUGGUCCUUUGGGGAUCGAAGAGGGUCCUAUACUGUGGGCUUCUGUGUUUGAGGUUGUUAGUGACUUGGAUGGUUCCAUGAUGUUUUUCCUUCAUGGGAGGGAGAAGGGGGUGAAUUAUGUUUAUCCGGGUUCGGUCAAGGUUGCGGACAGGUCCUGCAAUGUGCUGUUGCUUGAGGUUGAACCCGGGGGUUGUAGGAAUGUUAGUGCUUUGUUGCAGAGUAAGAGUUUUGUGCACCACUCGGGCGUGGAGGAGUCGUCGUCGUCGAGGAAGGUUUGUAGGUCAAAUAGCGAUGUUUCUAGUUCACAAAGGGUGGUUGGAAAUGGUGAAGGGAUGGUUAGUUUUGGGAAGUUAGCUUUCAGUGAUAGGAGGAAGUUGCUUGAGGUUACUACUAGUCAGGUUCGGCAAAAGGUUCCAGAUAAGAUGAUCGGACCGUUGUUUCCUGGGUUGAGGGAUGAUGAGGAGAAUUUUCAGAAGGAUUUGGUGCUUCUGUGGAAAAGGAGAUCACUUCUUAGUCAAAUGUAUAAGGUUGGUAGUGGUCAGAAUGAUGAGUAUAAGACGAGUUCUCAAGAGGCGGUUGAUCCAACGCAGUUAGAAUUGGAUGAUGUUAGGGCGAGUUUUGACCGUUCAAGGUCUAUCUCUCAUCCUCUGCCUGAGGAGGAUGGUCACACUCAAUGCAUCAAGAGGAAGGGUUUUCGGGGAUAUGUCUGGAAUGGCAUUAAACAAAUCCUUGGAAGAUCGAAUACGAUGAAUGCAAGUCCGUUAGUUGCCAAGAAGCAUACUUCAAACGGCGAGAUUAGGCAGGCGCGGCUUCAAGAAUUUCUUAGAUCAAGUGACACAGUAAGACUAAUGUUAAAAGCUUCAACUGUGAAGCUAUCUUCGUAUCGAGCAUGGCCAAAUAUGCAUGACAGUCGGUUUGCGCUUUACAAGUUGCCAUUGCGGGUUCCCAAAGAUGACCAAGAAUAUGCUGGUUUAUGGGGAGGAACUUUUGGUUGGCCUCCUGGAAAGCCUUCUGAAGACAAGCCUGGAAAGGCUUUAUUCUUUCUUCUGCUCUCUUAUGAGGAGUUCCAGGGACAACAGCUUCUCAUUGCAACAAAAAUUUUGGAAGGCACACACUAUGUGUUACAUCCUAACGGUUCAGCAAUGUUUACAGCAAAUAUCAAUGAUCCUUCAUCCGAACCCUUUCCCUGGGACACUGAUGCAGACUCGGUUCCAGUGAAUAUCAAGCAAGCUUUCGUGGGAGAGGGUAUUGCAAGUGGUUACGGGUUCAGAUACCCUGGAUCAAAGCCUGGUUCCCUCUUUGUUUUAGAAAAUGGUAUCCUUGCCUUCAUUUGGAAGGAGUCAAGGGCUGUUUUGAACUUGCAAAGACUUAACUUGCAAGAACUUUUGAAGAAGGGUGAAAGGGUACCUUCUCUGCCUCCGGUUACCAAUUUUUCAUAUCUGACAAAGUCCUACUCGAAUGUGUUUGCUGGCUUCCCUAGCUCUUCCAAUUUUUUGUCUUCACCAAGGUUUGCCUUAACCCUGACAUGAAUGCACAAUACUAGUAUAUUAGUGGGGCCUAGGAUGUGGGCCCAGAUUAGUAUGGAUUGACAAAGAGACUAUAUCCUAUAAGCUUCCUAGCUGUCGGUGGUUUCGGGAAUUGCAUUGCUUGUGGCUGUCAGAGAGUACACUUCCCUGCUGUUAUAUUUACAUGUUGUUGCUUCUUGUGAGACCAAAGAUGUAGGUAACAUUUGUCAAGUAAUGUAUUAUGUAUUGCUUUUGUUGUGAAUUAGAAUCUCAUGUUUUAUAGGGUAUAUCAGGCUGUUUGUUGUGAUAUAUGCGGAAGAAAGUAUAAAUUGAGAAUCCUCAUAGGCUUUCUCUCUACAUUUGAUAUAUAAUUUGACAUAAUUUCACCCUUGUGUGCUAGAUGGGUUACAUUUUCUGAA